Molecule: messenger RNA, 1647 nt
Organism: Salpingoeca rosetta
Lineage: Eukaryota; Choanoflagellata; Craspedida; Salpingoecidae
Product: nicotinate phosphoribosyltransferase domain containing 1
Exons: 14
Coding region: 1-1647 (548 amino acids)
Biological process (GO): NAD+ biosynthetic process
Molecular function (GO): nicotinate phosphoribosyltransferase activity
Source: RefSeq, a predicted model, not a curated record
AUGCAGAGUCUGGCGACGCCGCCGGAGAACACGCUCGUCAAGGCGCUGCUGACAGACUAUUACCAGAUCACCAUGGCCUACGCCUACUGGCGCAGCAAGAAGCACAACUCCCGGGCGUCGUUUGACUUGUUCUUCCGCAAGUCCCCCUUCCAGGGCGAGUUUACCAUCUUCUGCGGCCUGGAGGACUCCCUCCGCUUCCUCGCCCACUUUGGCUUCUCCGACGAAGACAUCCAGUACCUGAAGACGGUGAUGGGUGACACGACCGAUCCGGGCUUCUUCGAAUACCUGCGCCACGUGGACGCUUCAGACGUCACCGUGCACGCCAUCCCAGAGGGGUCGGUGGUGUUUCCAAAAGUACCGCUGAUCCGCGUGGAGGGCCCCCUCGCCGUUGUGCAGCUCAUCGAGACAACCUUGCUCACCCUCGUCAACUUUGCAAGCCUGGUUGCGACAAAUGCUGCGCGGUUCCGGCUGGCCGCCGGCCCAAAGGCGCGCAUGCUCGAGUUUGGCCUUCGCCGCGCACAGGGACCUGAUGGCGGGCUGACGGCAUCAAAAUACUGUUACAUUGGCGGAUUCGAUGCCACGAGUAACGUGAUGGCCGGCAAGCUGCACGACAUUCCCAUUGCCGGCACACACGCGCACUCCUUUGUCUCCUCCUUCAGGGGUAUGGAAGAGAUUCCCGAUCGCUCGCUCGCGUAUGCAGACAAGUCCGACACGUGCAAGGACUUUGGCCAGCUGGUGAAAGAGAAGCUGUCGCAGCUGCAGAGCGCAUGGAUCGACUCCCCAGCCGCCGUCCACCUCGAAACAAACCUGGAUGAGCUUGGCGCGUUUACCGCCUACGCCAUUGCUUUUCCAAGCAAAUUCCUCGCCCUCGUUGACACGUACGACACGCUUCGCAGCGGAGUGCCCAACUUUAUCGCUGUUGCGCUUGCGUUGUGCGACCUCGGCUAUGCGCCGCACGGCAUUCGCUUGGACUCGGGCGAUCUCGCUUAUCAGAGCAUCGAAUCCCGCAAAUACAUUUCAUGGACCGCGGAGCGGUUCAAGUGCGAGAAACUGAACAGCGCGCUGAUUGUCGCCAGCAACGACAUCAACGAGGACACUCUCAACUCCCUCGCCCAGCACGGCCACCGCAUCGACUCGUUUGGUGUGGGAACGCAUCUGGUGACGUGCCAGGCACAGCCAGCACUCGGCGCAGUGUACAAGAUUGUCGAGCUCGACGGAAACCCGUGCAUGAAGCUGUCUGCGGAUGUGGAGAAGGUGACCAUCCCCGGGAAGAAGGACGGGUACCGGCUGCACGGGCGCGACGGCGCGCCAAUCUGCGACGUGCUGCUGCGCGAGGGCGAGAAGGCGCCCGUCGUUGGGGAGGCGUUCCUUUGCCGCCACCCGUUCCAGGAGCAGAAGCGCGCGCACGUGCGUCCGCAGAAGGUGACGCCGCUGUACAAGACGUACUGGGACAAGGGCGAGGCGGCGUGCGAGCUGCCCACCAUCCACGAGCUCAAGCAGCGCGUGACGGAGCAGGUGGCCGAGUUGCGUCAGGACCACAAGCGCAGGCUCAACCCAACCCCGUACAAGGUCUCAGUCUCCAGCGACCUCUACACCUACAUCCACGAGCUCUGGCUGCAGCACGCCCCGAUUGGCGAGCUGAGCUGA